GGCAGAGGCGCCCUUCCCGCCCCUCCGCGCCUUGCCCGCUUUAAAAGUUUCUUCGCGCUGGCGGCCGCUGGGCAGCGAGCUGGACUAGCCAUGGCGGGCUUCACGGGCUGGCUGCGCUUCGGGAAGCUGUGCACCCGUAGUCCGGGGGUGCUGGGGGCCCGGGCUGUGCUCUCCCGAGGUUGGCAGGGAGAGAGGCUGCAGCGAGUCCGGCUGCUGAGCUCCUGGGACGAGGAGCACUCCACUCCUGUCGAAGGCCUCAGCUACAUCCAGGGCCCCACCAGAUGUCGACUAGUCAACAAAACUGUGGGCCAAUGCCUGGAGGCCACAGCACAGAGAGUCCCAGACCGAGAGGCCUUAGUUGUCCCCCAGGAGAACAUCAGGCUGACCUUUUCCCAGCUCAAGGAAGAGGUGGACAAAGCUGCUGCUGGGUUCCUGAGGAUUGGCCUCCGCAAGGGUGACCGGCUGGGCAUGUGGGGACCCAACUCCUAUGCCUGGGUGCUCAUACAGCUGGCUACUGCCAAGAUGGGUGUCAUUUUGGUGUCUAUAAACCCAGCCUACCAGGCUGCGGAGCUCGAGUAUGCCCUCAUGAAGGUGGGAUGCAAAGCCCUCGCGUUCCCCAAGCAGUUCAAGAGCCAGCAGUACUAUAACAUCCUGAAGCAGAUCUGCCAAGAGCUGGAGACAGCCCAGCCAGGGGCCUUGAAGAGUCAGAGGCUCCCAGAUCUGACCACAGUCAUCUCGCUGGACGUCCCUCUGCCUGGGACCCUGUUGCUGGAGGAUGUGAUGGCAGCUGGCAGCACUGAGCAGCAUCUGGCUCACCUCCGGCAUGCAGAGAAGUUCCUGUCCUGCCAUGACCCCAUCAACAUCUUGUUCACCUCGGGCACCACAGGCAACCCCAAGGGGGCCAUUCUCUCUCACUACAAUGUCAUCAACAAUGCCAACCUGGUAGGGGAGCGCAUGAGGCUACACUUGAAGCCACCAGAGCAGUUGCGGGCCGUCUUGCCCAGCCCCCUAUACCACUGCCUGGGGUCUGUGGGAGGCACCCUGGUGAACCUGAUGCAUGGUGCCACCCUCAUCCUCUCCUCUCCAUCCUUUGAUGGCAAGAAGGCACUGGAAGCCAUCAGCAAAGAAAGAGGCUCCUACCUCUAUGGCACCCCCACAAUGUAUGUGGACAUUUUGAACCAGCCGGAGUUCUCCAGUUAUGACAUAUCAUCCAUGUGUGGAGGUGUGAUUGGUGGUUCCUCGGCACCCCCAGAGCUGAUCCGAGCUAUGAUCAACAAGUUGAACAUGAAGGAGUUGGUGGUGGCUUAUGGAACCACAGAGAACAGUCCAGUGACCUUCAUGUGCUCUGCUGAGGACAGUGUGGAACAGAAGGCAGAAACUGUGGGCAGAAUCAUGCCACACACAGAGGCCCAGAUUGUGAACAUGCAGACAGGGGACCUAGUGGAACUGAACUCACCAGGAGAGUUGUGCAUCCGAGGGUACUGCAUCAUGCUGGGCUACUGGGCUGAUCCCCAGAAGACAGCAGAAGCAAUUGGACAAGACAAGUGGUAUCGGACAGGAGACAUUGCAAUGAUGGAUGAGUGGGGCUUCUGCAAGAUUGUAGGUCGCUCCAAGGAUAUGAUCAUCCGGGGCGGGGAGAACAUCUACCCGGCAGAGCUGGAGGACUUCUUUCACACACACCCCAAGGUGCAGGAAGUACAGGUGGUGGGAGUGAAGGAUGCCCGGAUGGGGGAGGAAAUCUGUGCCUGCAUUAGACUGAAGCAGGGGGAGCAGACCACAGCAGAGGAGAUCAAGGCUUUCUGCAAAGGGAAGAUCUCCCACUUCAAGAUUCCCCGAUACAUCGUGUUUGUCCCGAACUACCCCCUCACUAUCUCCGGAAAGAUCCAAAAAUUCAAACUUCGAGAGCAGAUGGAACAACAUCUAAACCUGUGAAUAAAGGAGGAGUCUUCAUCUUGCCAGAUCCAUCUUACCCUCUCUGUCUCUGUGAUUUGGCAUAAAGAGCUUGUUUUCUUUG
Messenger RNA from Erinaceus europaeus (western European hedgehog), 2014 nucleotides. RefSeq names its product acyl-CoA synthetase family member 2 (gene ACSF2). Gene Ontology annotation, molecular function: medium-chain fatty acid-CoA ligase activity. Gene Ontology annotation, biological process: fatty acid metabolic process. The record is from RefSeq and is a predicted model, not a curated record. The transcript is spliced from 16 exons. Bases 91 to 1932 code for a protein of 613 amino acids. NCBI's taxonomy places the organism in Eukaryota, Metazoa, Chordata, Mammalia, Eulipotyphla, Erinaceidae.